Linum tenue is the source of this 1038-nucleotide messenger RNA. Lineage: Eukaryota; Viridiplantae; Streptophyta; Magnoliopsida; Malpighiales; Linaceae. The record is from the annotation of a GenBank genome assembly.
AUGGGUUGUGUGACUUCGAAGCAGCACAAGCAGCGAUGCAAGCACUGCCAAGCUCCGUAUUCCCCAGUGCCCAGAAGCUACUCGAUGCACGUAAUCCACCCGCCGCAGUACAAAUCCGACAGCUACCAUCUGGUAGCCCUAACUUCCUCAACCCUCGGCUCUCUCAAGCUCGACAAUGAAGAUUGGUUGCCACCGGAGACGAUUAAGAGCCAAGAAGAGUUCGCAAUGGGGCUAAUCGAAGCCAAGACCUGGUCCAAAAUGAUCGAGGAGAAGAUCCCACGAGUACCCAAUCAUCAUCCCAAAACCCCAAUCAUGACUCCACCGGGAGAGCCAGAGACGAUCAACACCUGGGAAUUAAUGGAAGGCCUGGAAGAAGAUCGUUUCACCAGCCCUUGCAGAUUACCCAACCACAUUCGAAGCUUCUCAGUCGGAUCAAUCGAUGAAACAGAAGCAGAAGCAGAAGAGGAAGAAGCAAUUGAUAAGAAGCCGCAUUUGGGAAAAGGUGGGAAGGACUACUUCGAUUCGAACAUCAUCUCGAUGUUCAGGAAGAAAGACAGAGUGAUUGUCUACUUCACGAGCCUACGUGGUGUGAGGAAGACGUACGAGGACAGUUGCUACGUGAGGGUGAUCCUGAAGGGAGCAGGCGUUAGAGUGGACGAACGAGAUGUAUCGAUGCAUUCGGGGUUCAAGGAAGAGCUGAAGCAGCUGUUGGGAGGCUGUGGUGGAGGGUUUAGUUUGCCAAGGGUGUUCAUAGGGAAGAAGUACAUUGGUGGGGCAGAGGAAGUACGGCGCUUGCACGAGGAAGGGCAGCUUGAGAAGGCGGUGGAAGGGUGCGAGCAGGCUGAGGCAGAGGACGGUGGUGGGAGUUGUGAGGCUUGUGGUGAUAUAAGGUUUGUGCCUUGUGAAACUUGUAAUGGGAGUUGUAAGAUAUACUAUGAAGAGGAGGAAGAAGAAGAUGAAGAACUAGAUUAUGGGUUUCAGAGGUGUCCUGAUUGCAAUGAGAAUGGACUAAUUCGAUGCCCAAUCUGCUGCUAUUGA